Messenger RNA from Manis javanica (Malayan pangolin), 2639 nucleotides. It is a transcript of the gene FBXO24, whose product is annotated as F-box protein 24. The record is from RefSeq and is a predicted model, not a curated record. Gene Ontology annotation, molecular function: protein binding. Lineage: Eukaryota; Metazoa; Chordata; Mammalia; Pholidota; Manidae.
AACGGCCGACCCGCCCCGCGCAGCCGCAUCCAAUCGCAAUGCUUAGGGCUGGAGAUGGAGCCAAUCAGGUCAAAGAAGGAGGCGGGGCUCCAGCAGUUGACUAGAAGUGAUAGCGGCGGAGAGCGCGCAAGCCUGUGGCGGGCUCUCGUCCAAUGAAGACCAAUCGCAAGCCAGAUACAGGCGAGUGACUGUCAAGAAGACCAAUUAAAUCUCCAGAAGGAAUCUGGCCCGGCCUCGUCUCUGAGGGACAGUUCCCCCUACCAAUAGUGGAGGUGACGAGGCGGUCCCUUCGCUGAGGAGGAGGCGGAUGAAGCGGAGCUGCCCUUCAUGUGGCCCAGAGCCUGGGGGUGAAGAGAAGAAGGGGAGAGGGAACCCUAUUUCUGUUCAGUUGUUCCCCCCAGAGCUGGUGGAGCAUAUCAUCUCAUUCCUCCCAGUCAGAGAUGUAGUCGCUCUAGGGCAGACCUGCCACUACUUCCGCAAAGUGUGUGAUGCUGAGAGCGUGUGGAGACGCAUCUGUCACAGGCUCAAUCCUCGUCUACGGGAGCAGAGUUCUGGGGUCCGGCCCUGGAAGAGAGCUGCCAUUCUUAACUACACGAAGGGCCUGUAUUUCCAGGCAUUUAGGGGUCGCCGCCGCUGUCUCAGCAAGAGUGUAGCCCCCCUGCUAGCUCAUGGCUACCGCCGCGUUUUGCCCACCAAGGACCACGUCUUCAUUCUUGACUAUGCAGGAACUCUCUUCUUCCUCAAAAAUGCCUUGGUCUCCUCUACCCUUGGCCAAAUCCAGUGGAAGCAGGCCUGCCGCUAUGUUGUGUUGUGCCGUGGAGUCAAGGAUUUUGCCUCGGACCCAAGAUGUGACACGGUUUACCGCAAAUACCUCUAUGUGUUGGCCAUGCGGGAGCAGCCUGGAGCGGUAGGCACCAGCAGCAGCCAGGCCUGUGACUGUGUCGAGGUCUAUCUGCAGUCCAGUGGACAGCGGGUCUUCAAGAUGACCUUCCACCACUCCAUGAGGUUCAAACAGAUUGUGCUCGUUGGCCAGGAGACCCAGCGUGCUCUACUGCUGCUCACAGAGGAAGGAAAGAUCUACUCUUUGGUAGUGAAUGAAACCCAGCUGGACCAGCCACACUCCUACACAGUCCAGCUGGCCCUGAGGAAAAUGUCCUGCUGCAUGCCUCACCUGCGGGUGGCCUGCAUGGCUUCCAACCAGAGCAGUACCCUGUACAUCACGGACCAGGGGGGAGUGUAUUUUGAGGUGCAUACCCCGGGGGUGUAUCGUGAUCUCUUUGGGACCCUUCAAGCCUUUGACCCCCUGGAUCAGCAAAUGCCGGUUGCUCUCUCGCUGCCUGCCAAGAUCCUUUUCUGUGCUCUUGGCUACAAUCACCUUGGCCUGGUAGAUGAAUUUGGCCGAAUCUUUAUGCAAGGAAAUAACAGAUAUGGGCAGCUGGGAACAGGGGACAAAAUGGACCGAGGGGAACCCACAGAAGUACAUUAUCUACAACGCCCCAUUGCCCUGUGGUGUGGCCUCAACCAUUCCCUGGUGUUGAGUCAGGGUUCGGACUUCAGCAAGGAGCUUCUGGGCUGCGGUUGUGGGGCUGGAGGCCGCCUCCCUGGCUGGCCUAAGGGGAGUGCCUCCUUCGUCAAGCUCCACAUCAAGGUCCCUUUGUGUGCCUGCUCCCUCUGCUCUACCAGAGAGUGCCUCUACAUGUUGUCUAGCCAUGACAUCGAGCACCACCCAGCUUAUCGGGACCUACCAGCCAGCAGGGUGGUGGGGACCUCUGAGCCCAGCCUGGAGGCCGGAGCACCCCAGGACCCUCGGAGGGUAGCCUGGGCCUAUGAAGAAUACCUCAGCCAGAUCCACAGUUGCUCCACAUUGCAGGACCGCAUGGAGAAGAUGAAGGAGAUCGUGGGCUGGAUGCCCUUGAUGGCCACACAGAAGGAUUUUUUCUGGGAGGCCCUGGAUAUGCUGCAGAGUGCUGCUGAAGGGGUUGGCCUGGGCCCCCCAGCCCCUGAGAGCUGACCCCCCUCUCCUGGUCUCCACCCUGGAGGGAGAGUCUGGCCCUGGACCAGGGGCUAAGGAGAGUGGAGUGGGUGUAAGGAGAGGGGUAUACAGCAGGGGGGCCUUCUAGACAUGACAGGGUGUUUUGUAAAAUGUUCAGGGGCUACCCAAGAGCUAACCUGACUAUCAUGGACAAGAGAUUUGAUGGACAAAUAGAAUAAAAGGCUGAAGUGAGGCCUGGUUUGGAACCCUGGGGCCUGGGAGAAAAACUGGGCUGGGGGUGGGGGCCCGAUGCCUGGCCAGAGGGGAGCACAAACAGGCAGCAGAACAGUAGUGGCUGGAGAUUCAGUGCUGCAGAGCUGACAGCACCUGAGGCCUUCUGCUUGUUUCCCCUCCCUCUCCCAGGAUGAGCCCAGCCUUGUAGACCUGUGAGUCCUGGGCCCAUCUUCUGGAACAUCUCAGUCAACAUGUGCUACUGGGUGCCUCCACUUGGACCUUCUGUCUGCCAUGCUUAUACCCAUCCUAGGGAAGCCGCUUCCUCUAAUUUCAGAAACUUCUCACCCAUUUCUUUUCAUCCCUGUGAAGUCAACCCCCUUUCUUCCUGUUUACCUCAAAUGCUGUCCUUUUCCCUUACUUUCUACUCCAUCUU